Molecule: messenger RNA, 597 nt
Organism: Crotalus tigris (Tiger rattlesnake)
Lineage: Eukaryota; Metazoa; Chordata; Lepidosauria; Squamata; Viperidae
Product: vomeronasal type-2 receptor 26-like
Exons: 2
Biological process (GO): G protein-coupled receptor signaling pathway
Cellular component (GO): membrane
Molecular function (GO): G protein-coupled receptor activity
Source: RefSeq, a predicted model, not a curated record
AUUGUCAAAGCCAACAACUGGGACCUCUCCUUCAUCCUCCUGGUCUCCCUCCUGCUUUGCUUCUUAUCUUCCUUGUUUUUCAUUGGCCGACCAAGGAAAGCCACCUGCCUUCUCCGACAAACAGCGUUCAGCAUUGUCUUCUCAGUAGCCGUGUCAUCUGUGUUGGCCAAAACAAUCACAGUAGUGCUGGCAUUCCUAGCUUCAAAACCAGGCAAUAAAGUGAAAAGAUGGUUGGGGAGGAGCUUGGCCAAUUUCAUUAUCCUUUCUUGUUCUGCUGUCCAAAUUCUCAUCUGUGCCAUAUGGUUGGGAGUUUCUCCCCCAUUUCCUGACUCUGAUCUGCACUCCCAGCCUGGAGAGAUCAUCCUUCAAUGCAACGAAGGCUCUGUCACCAUGUUUUAUGUUGUCCUUGGCUACAUGGGCUUCCUUGCUGCAAUUUGCUUCACUGUGGCUUUCCUGGCCAGGAACCUGCCUGGAGCUUUCAAUGAAGCCAAGCUGAUCACCUUCAGCAUGCUGAUCUUAGUGAAUAGCUUCAAUCUGAUUUUAUACUAUUUCUGCCGAAGCAACUACAUUAGCUGGAAGACAUCGGUGGCAAAGUAA